GGGCAAGUUUACUUUAAUUUGCGCCGAUCUCGCGCACUUGGCUUUCGCACAUAUUCCGCGGCGGACGCAUUUGAGCGUGAUUUCUGUUUUUAUCUUAGCAAACUUCGAUACAGUAAAUUGUGACAUUUUGGCAUUUCCGAACCUGCAAGUAUUACUGUCGAUCUGAUCUGUGUGAUUGUGGCACCCGUUGAUGUGCGUGAGGUGAACUGGCGGCUUGAGGGCCAAUUUGGAGUGAUUGGAGCGCGUUUUACGACGGCCUAUAAUGGAAUGCCUCGUAUGCAGCUGUGCAUAGGGAACAAAUAAAAGUGAAGUGGAACGCGUCGUUCGAAAUCGGGAUGCUGAUGGGGAGAUCGUAAAGAUCUCAGAGGCAGAUUGUGUGCAGUCGGAAGUGCAGCAUGCGUGAAUUUUCUGAGAAAAAGAAAUACAUAUUCGGCAGCAACGCUGAAUGAGUCUUCAACAAGUGACAAACGACUAGGAGAGGAAGGCUGUUGAGUAGUGAAGAUAGCGCACUAAAGAUCAUCUGUGAAAUUUUAUACAUUUUGCUCGAUAAAAAGUCCUCUCCCUUCGGGUGUUCGCUUGUGUUGGGAGAAGAAAGGCGAAAAACACUGUUAUUUACGGCUUCAAUGAGCACAGAUCAACGGAACGGAAGAAAAUUGUUGAAAUGAGAAAAUAACUUGAUCCUCGGUGAGAGGCGUUGAAAAGUGGAAAGUGACCUUUCAGCAACUGCAAACAUUUGUCCCAGCGUUCAACGAAAUCCACGGUGGAGUGCGGCAAACAACGAAAAGUACAAGGGUCAAAAUGAUCAAGGUCGACGAGAACUAUCCCGCGCAAGAUCUGGCACCGGCGUUCCCAUACCGGCAGGUAGAGCUCAAAGAGGACGUCGAUCCGAGACAGCAUUUCGACAUACUGCCCGAACUUGGACGGGGAACCUUCGGCACGGUAUUUCUGUGUCGCGAGAAGAGCACCGGGUUGGAGUUGGCUGCCAAGAUAGUAUCUUGCCGAAAGAAGAAGGAGCGAAUCGAUGCCGUCCGGGAGAUUGACAUCAUGAGCUGUCUGCACCAUCCCCGGCUGAUACAGCUGUACGAUGCGUUCGACUUCGAGAACAAAGUGUAUGUGAUACUUGAGCUAGUCCAAGGGGGUGAGCUGUUUGAACGUGUUAUAGACGAUGACUUUGUACUAACCGAGAAAGCGUGCGCCGUGUUCAUGAGACAAAUCUGCGAAGGAAUGGAAUACAUUCACAGCCGGAGUAUAAUUCAUCUGGACAUGAAGCCAGAAAACAUUCUAUGUCUUACCAAGACUGGAAAUCGGAUUAAAAUUAUCGAUUUUGGAUUUGCCAGGCGAUAUGAUCCCGAUAAAAAACUUCAAGUUUUGUUCGGUACACCAGAAUUCACGGCUCCCGAGGUGAUCAACUACGACGAAAUCUCUUUCUAUACGGACAUGUGGAGUUUAGGGGUCAUCUGUUACGUACUACUGUCAGGGCUGUCGCCAUUCAUUGGCGAUAACGACAUGGCCACGAUGAACAACGUAAUGCAGGGCAAUUACUCGUUCAAUUACAGUUCCUUCGACGUUGUGUCGGAGGAUGCCAUGGACUUUGUCCGCAAGCUGCUAGUGCGUGAAGGCAAGAAGCGGCUUAGCGCCCAGCAAGCCCUCAAACACAAGUGGCUGGCAGAGACGGCCCAGAACACGACCGAAUUAUCUAUAACAAAAACAAAGUUGAAACGUUAUGUUAUCAAGAAGCGAUGGAUCAAGGCGGUCAACACGAUCAUCGCACUGCGGCGGAUGGGCGCCAGGAUUGACUUCGAUCUGAUCUGAUGAGGUGUACCAGCCGGAUGAACGGGUUGCAUGGAAGGCAAGGCGCGGAAGCCUCACGGUAUCCUAGCUGUUAAGUAGUUGUAAAACGGUUCGUUAUCCAUUCUUACACAUUGUUUAAACUAUAUAUAUAUAAAUCCUCCAUCUAUCAAUAAAAUUCAAAAUCCGAUAAAUGGUGAAAAUAUUCUACUUAAGAUCGUUUUAAAAGUAUGAGACUAGCGUAGCUUAAAUGAAUUGGUGAAAAUAAUUAUAGCCCGGAAGAUUACACCAUUGUUAUCCUCAAAUAUGAUUUUUUUCUCUGAAAUUUAUACCUAAGUAAGCUUUUUUUUAAUCACGAAUACUGAGCGCAUUUUACAACAAUAAGAAAUAUAAAUCGCACCUUUUAGCUGCGCUUGUUAGUAA
Toxorhynchites rutilus septentrionalis is the source of this 2211-nucleotide messenger RNA. Its product is annotated as myosin light chain kinase, smooth muscle-like. Gene Ontology annotation, cellular component: nucleus. Gene Ontology annotation, biological process: intracellular signal transduction; positive regulation of apoptotic process; protein phosphorylation. Lineage: Eukaryota; Metazoa; Arthropoda; Insecta; Diptera; Culicidae. The coding region runs from base 799 to 1812 and encodes 337 amino acids. The transcript is spliced from 6 exons. The record is from RefSeq and is a predicted model, not a curated record. Gene Ontology annotation, molecular function: ATP binding; protein serine/threonine kinase activity.